Molecule: messenger RNA, 999 nt
Organism: Solanum lycopersicum (tomato)
Lineage: Eukaryota; Viridiplantae; Streptophyta; Magnoliopsida; Solanales; Solanaceae
Source: RefSeq, a predicted model, not a curated record
AUGGAAACUUACUCCUCUGUUCCAAUGGAGAAAACAACCAAAAUUAUAAGAAAAUCAAUCUUCAUUUUCCUUCAGAACUAUCAGUUCUUCACAACAACAACAGCUUUUUUCGCUUUUCCAUUUGCUGCUUCUGUUCUUUUUCUACAAUCAUUCAUCUAUUCGUCAUCGCUUUAUCCAAUAAUUUAUGAGCGUUUGCAUUUACUUUUCGACGCAGCAGGGUUCCCUUCAUCGUCAGAAUUCUUCAUUCUUCUCAAUUCCAAGAUCUCUCAGACGAUUUUGAUAUCUUUUCUUUCAUUCCCUUUUACCAUUUCCUUUUAUCUUUUCGCCAAAUCUGUGGUAAUCGAAUCUCUGAAAUACUCAAAACCAUCUCAAAGAACUACAUUUCCUUCGUAUUUCAACCUUCUUGUCACCCAGCUCUGUAACUCACUACUCAUCAUUUCCGCAAACGCCACCUGUUUCACUCUCCUAUUCUUCGGGUUCAAUCUCUUUGAUUAUGGAUUCGGGCUUUCGAAUCCAAGAACAAUUCUUUUGUUAUCAGCAACAGGGGCUGUACUCUGUUCUAUUAUACUCGCAAACACUUUAAUUAUUUGUAAUUUGGCAUUGGUAACAUCAGGAAAUGAGAGAAUUGGAGGAUUCAUGGCGAUUCUCAAAUCUUGUGUUUUGAUUAGAGGAAGAACAGCAACAGCAUUAUCACUAGCAGUGCCUGUAAAUUUAGCUCUGGCUGCAGUUGAAGCUCUGUUUCAAUACAGAAUCGUAAACGCGUAUUAUCAAGAAAAAACAGAGCUUUUUACUCUAGCUUUAGAAGGAAUGUUCAUCGCCUAUAUUUAUUCACUUCUUAUUGUUCUUGAUACAAUAGCAAGCUGUGUUUUCUACAAAAGCUGUAAAACAGAGGAACAUGGGAUUUUUCCAGUUUCGUCCAUUUCGACAUAUCAAGAUGAAAUUCAACACAGAGAUCAAUGUAUAGUUGUGAAGAUAAAGACAUUAGAGGAGUUCUGUUAA